Owenia fusiformis is the source of this 2552-nucleotide messenger RNA. The record is from the annotation of a GenBank genome assembly. Lineage: Eukaryota; Metazoa; Annelida; Polychaeta; Sabellida; Oweniidae.
UAAAAGACGGUUCACAAUAUACCAUAACGAAACGUCUACGUGUACGUAGAUGUAUGAUUCUGUUUUGAAACUAAAAGCAGAUCAAGGUAUAGCUUAGUAAGAACUCACUCAGAGUAUACAAAACUGAGUAAAUAAACACGACAAACUUGGCAGAAUCACAAGAACGAAACAUCCAGAACCAAGAAGAGAUACAUUUAAACUGAAACCAGGUAGAUUUACAGUUAGCCUCGUUUUGGUGAUAAGCAGACGAUACUAAGAUUUGUGAGCACUACGAGCUAACUUUGCCACCAACCAAAUUAUGGCGUAAGGACCUUUUAGUGAAAAUGUCAGGGGGAUUUUCUAAAAUCCAGGUACAUCUUUAUCGGGAUGGUUUGUCAACACCCUGGGGAUUUCGUGUGAAAGGGGGCAAGGAUCUUAACAGCGCUCUUCACGUAGAAAAGGUGUCCUUAGGAUCCCCGGCAGAGGGGGAGGUUAAGAUCGGAGACAUCUUGACCAAGGUGGACAGCCAUGAUGUCAGUAAUCUCACCCAUGUUGAAGCUCUAGAUGUACUCAAGAAGACAGGAGGUAAUGUGGUACUUCAGCUCAAGAGGACUGGCAUUAAACCAAGAAAGGACAAGGGUUCUGAUAUUGGUUCCAUGAUCCCAUUGGUGCCAAAAGGAUGGCAAAUUUCAAGCAACACCUAUUUGGCCCAGACUUAUCGGCCCCCGGGAAGGUCCAAGACUCCGCCUCCAUCACCUUCCUCUCAGGGCUACCGAACCAAUCCACUUGUUCUCCCCUCAGGCAAAUCUUUCGCUCAGAGUAGCAAGCCAGGCAUGUUUGGCCAGGAUUACUCCCAGUAUAGUCAGGGUGCCCCGCCCCGCCAGACCCAAGAUGAUCAGAUGGUCCACAGGCUGUCUGCCAGUCUAGGUCAGGCGGCGGCACAACAACAUCCCGGCAGUGAGGCGCCAGACAUAACUUGGCAGCCGCGAGCUACAGAUUUAGGGCUGGAUUACCGAGAUUACGGUCGUACACCUGUAGGCAGGUCACAAUCCCAGCGUGGGCCAAGAGGAUUUAACCAGCAAGCUCCUAAAAAGUUUUCAGCAGCCUCUCACAAGGCCCCAGCUUGCCAGCCAAUGAAUGCCUAUCAACCACCUAAGUUCGACCCAACCCCUAGUUAUCAAUCCCCUCCCCCAACUCAGCAGCAACCAAGCUUCCAGCCAGCUGCUCCCCAACAAAACUACCAGGCAGCCCCGCAACAACAAAGCUACCAGGCAGCCCCACAACAACAAAGCUACCAGGCAGCCCCACAACAACAAAGCUACCAGCCAGCCCCUCAACAGCAAAGCUACCAGCCAGCCCCUCAACAACAAAGCUACCAGCCGUCCCAACAACAAGAUCCUCUUAUCAAGCACACAGUAUGGAAACCCCCACCCAAAAAUCCAGUUUUGAAGACCCCCGAAUUUGGCUGGACUCCAUCAUGGCGUACUGGUGGUAAAUCUGCUCCUCAGCAACCCCAGCGUGCACCUGCCCAAGGAGAGGUAGAAGAACCUCAGACUCCAGCCUGGAGUGGCACAUUAAGGAAUACCACAAACAUGCGGGCGUAUGAUCAAUCUGCUCCUCAGCAACCAGCUCCUCAAUACUCUCCUCAAGGUCCUGCCAGCCCUAAACAGGUUUCGUUCCAGCAGGACCAGCCAGAUGCCUAUGUGCCUGUCCAUCAGCCAAGAGUACAGGAUACUGCUCGUCCAGGACAGGCUGGUCCAGGGGGUGAUGGUGCUAGGGUGGUACAUCUGCAAUACAACACACCUAUAGGCCUUUACUCCAAAGACAAUGUCAAAGAGACACUCACAGGACAGACUAGAGGCAAGCCAGGACAAGGAACUAUGCAGGUGACCAGUGCUCCAGGUUUUGCACCAAAGAAAGGGCAGCCAUUUUCUCCUGCCACCUCUGCAACUUACGCCUUAUUACAAGAACAAGAGGGCCAUGCCCAGAAGCCCAUGGGGUAUGGGCUGCCAGAGAACCAGCAGCAGCACUCCCCUGCCCAACAGCAACACUCCCCUGCAGGGUAUCAGCCUCAAUCUCAGAGCAUGAGGAACCUAGAACAUAACAUGCAGAAUGUAGGUCUGCAAGGAGAUUACGGAGCUUCAGACUUUUAGAUCCUGAAACCUCACUCUGCCUGGGGACAAUCACACAUUGCUUUUAGAACUUUUCGGAAUGGAUUUUAACAAUGUUAAGACGGGAUGGAUAUGAGACAAUCUGAGUCCUCCUUGAGAAUGUAACAUUUGUGACAUGAUUGUUUUAUGGAUACAAUGGGUGUAUCAGCACCAGCGCAGCGUUUUCGCACUUCCACAAUGCACAGGGUUGGAUUUGCCAAAGCACUGCUAUAGAAACAUCAUGGUUGCUACAGAAACAUCUUCAAUACCAUCAUGGCUGCUAAAGUACAGACUGAAGUGGUUGCUAUGGCAACAUGUUGCCCAUGAUCGUUGUUAUAGAAACUUUUUUUAUUUCCAACGAAAUGUAAUAAAAAAACAUUUUUGUAACAGUAAUGAUUAAAACGAGUGCAAUAUGUCAUGUGA